Molecule: messenger RNA, 1041 nt
Organism: Aspergillus steynii IBT 23096
Lineage: Eukaryota; Fungi; Ascomycota; Eurotiomycetes; Eurotiales; Aspergillaceae
Product: F-box protein
Exons: 2
Coding region: 1-1041 (346 amino acids)
Molecular function (GO): protein binding
Source: RefSeq, a predicted model, not a curated record
AUGAAAGAGAAGCGGUCGCUUCCGCCUCCUGGCGAAUAUACCAACCCAGGCACUGUCACCACGAAGGCCGAGAGUCAAAGCAUGGAACCGAAAACUCUCAAGUCAAUGAUAAGUGAAUUCAUCCUACUUCUUACUCACGGAAGAAAGCAAAAGCGCGUGCAGUCAACCCAAUCCUGCCCAUUUACCAGUCUCCCCACCGAGAUCGUGCUCCAGAUAUUCGACCAACUGCCACUCUCGACACAAGCCUCCCUCGCACUCACCUGCAAGGUCAUCUAUGAAGAUGUGGGCUACAUUCUGAAAGAUGAUCGGCUGUCCUGGCCCAAUGUGUUGAACUGCAAAAUCUGGCCGGUUCCUCUGAAUCUAACCCAGCUUCAGCGAAAUCACCUCCUCGCCCACAUCGAAGACGACAAGUGGUUAUACUGCUCGAGAUGUACGAAGCUUCAUCCGCGAGAUUGGUUCAAAAAGAUCGAUCCCGGUGACGAUCCCUCUCAACGCCGCUGCAUUCAUAGGAAGGUCGAUCUCAAGCAAUGGUUACGCACCGGGAACUCCGAUGGAUUACCUGAGAAGAUUCGCGGGGCCUUCACGCCCGUAACUGCCAACAAGACGCUUUCUCUUAUACACUGCUGCCCGAGACUCGACCGUGGUUGUUUCUUUCUGGACCUUACAAUUACAUUGGUCAUGGGGCUAUUUGGCCCACUGGAGCUGCAGUAUAGGUACGAUGUGCACUUGGUUGCAGAACAGGGGUAUUUUGAUGAAGAGACGAUGUUUUUAUAUCAAAUCUUUUCUGUCUUGCGUCGAAUAGACCCUAUUCCAUUCUGCCCGCACGUUGACGUCCAGCGCUUUAUACUCAGUCAGAGGCCGUACACGAAGGAGAAAUGCAGUCCUUGCUCCGCAGUUUUAAAGAUCAUGGUACCGAGAGAUGGAGAGACGAACUUUGUCAUUCAGGGUGUGCGGAGCCUAGGCAAGAUGACGAAAGAAAUAACUUCUGAAUGGUGUAGCACCUCCCGCAAGGAUGCCGAGGAACAAUUUCGGUGGCUCUAG